This is a messenger RNA of Hirundo rustica (Barn swallow), 1297 nucleotides long. RefSeq lists its product as uncharacterized. Gene Ontology annotation, molecular function: aspartic-type endopeptidase activity. NCBI's taxonomy places the organism in Eukaryota, Metazoa, Chordata, Aves, Passeriformes, Hirundinidae. The record is from RefSeq and is a predicted model, not a curated record. Gene Ontology annotation, biological process: proteolysis. The transcript has 2 exons. Bases 301 to 1260 code for a protein of 319 amino acids.
UGCAGGCUUCACAGUUGCACAAUUGGCCGGUGAUCCACCACUUGACAGUGCAGCUCGUCAAGCCAGGUUUUUUCCUCGAGACGUGCUGACAGACAUCAAGGAUGCAGCCAGAAAGGCAAUGGUGCAGAUUCCACCAGCAGGAGUCACAGAAAGUCUUUUUACAGAGGUAAAGCAAGGUCCUUCAGAACCCUUUGCUUCAUUCAUCGAUCGUCUCACACAAGCAGUGGACAGGCAAGUCACAGAUGAAACAGUGCAGUCACAUUUGAUCCGGUGUCUUGCAUUUGCAAAUGCCAAUUCAGAAUGCAAGUGUGUCAUCAGUGCGAUACCAGGCCAACCCACCAUGGCAGAAAUUCUAGAGGCAUGCAGCAAGGUGGGGACACCACAGCACGUUGCAGCAAUUUUAGGAGAUCAUGUGGAAAAAGCUGUCAAAGAAGCAUUUGCAAAUUUUCAACAAAGACAGUGUUACAAGUGUGGCAAACCAGGGCAUUUCAAGAAGGACUGCCCACAAGUUACAAACAAUGCAGACUCAUCAGAUCAUUGUCCGGCAUGCGGGAGGAAGAAGCAUCGCCCUGCAAGAAACAAUGUGAGUGGAGGAACUCAGUCGGGAAACUCCAGAAGGAGCGCGAAUCGUCAGCACGCGACGACACAAGUGAUGGCGAUGACUCAAGAGCAGGCUCCGCAAGGGGGACAAUCAUCGGGGAACAGCAUUCUGACACCCUCAGCAGGACAAUUUGUAGGAUCCCCAGCGAUCCAGAGUUACUACCACCAGGGGCGCAAUGCGACUUGGCAACUUCCAAAGUGAUAUGCUUUUUGGAUGACAAUUAUACAGUGAUACCCACGGGUGUCACUGGGUCCUCGUGGAAGAGGCAGGACUUUCUAAUUAUAGGUAAGGACAGAAGCAGUGUUUUGGGACUUGUUAUUUACCCUUCUGUCAUUUCAGCAGAUCACAAUGAUGAGUUGACAGUUUUAGCGAAGCCUCAUCAGCUUCCAUUGAUCAUUCCCCCGAACACCUCGAUUGCCAGGGCAAUUGCAUUGCCACCCCAUGCUGCAGAACAAGUCUUGCCAGUGCUCCGGGAACAAGAUCCUCCUUCAGGCAUAGGGGGGAACACCUUGUGUCUGCAGAGUGAAGAUGCGAUUGUUGUCUCGGGGCCAGGAGGUAAGACUGCAAUCAUUCGCCCAUUUGUUGUGCAAAGACCCAUCACAGUGUGGGGAAGGGACAUUUUAGUGCAAUGGGGCGUGAGGUUGGAAGUGGAUUUUUAGUGGGGGCCACUGUGACACUCACCACUUUGAAAUUGAC